AUGCUCCUUCCACGUUUAGGGUGUGGGAGCCCCGCCCAGAUGACCACUGACACAUGCAAAGGAUGGGAUUUGCGCUCUCCAGAUCAGACCAUGCCAUCGAAGAACAAAGACGAAGCAGCUGACCUACAUGAUCGAAUCAAACACACACCUUGCCAAACGGAGAAUGAUACAAACACAGCACAUCAAGCAUUGCUGCAGUUUGAACAUUCCAAUGCCGAAGCAGAACACACAAAUCUACAUGCCAUCAAAGCUGAAUUGCCACAACAUGAAGAGGCCACCCACUGCCAAGCACUGCACCAACUGAUGAAAGCAGCAUCCUUCCCUGACCCCCCCCUUGCAAAGCCCCUUCCACGCUUAGGGUGUGGGGGCCCCUCCCGAUGCACUGAUAGCCAUGAUGAUGCCAGUUUCAGUAUGGAUGAUACCUGCCGAGAGGUUCAACCGAUGGAGAUGGAAGGACAUCCCAAACGACACUGCAGUGCAUUUGAAAGAUCUCGGCAUCCUGAACAUGACACAUCCCAUAAGACCAAAACCGAUGCUGAAGUUGCAGAUGACAGUGCAGAGCCUAGAAGUAGGACUGAACAGAGUCAACCUGAGUUGCUUGACCUUCAGCAGGGAUCCCAUUCACCCAUCACGGUGAUUUCAGAUACCCAGACGGUAUCGGACACAAUGCAAUUCCAACCAGUUCUCAAAGGAGUGAUCAAGUGGACACAAUAUGAAGAAACCUUUUGGUUUGCGGCUGAUCUUCCUGGCACUCACUUGGAAAGGGUCUGGGAACUGGGACCAUGUUGCCAAUUUUCCGACCUCCAAGAGUUGACCACUGCAUGUCUCAUGCCGAUGCACCCCUUUCAGGUGGAUGAAACAAUGGUCACUUUGCCAAGGAACUGUGUUCAGGUCCUGAUGGAUGAAGAACUCACACUCCUGAAGGUAGAGCCACAUGUGGCACUGUUGCAGCAGCCGCACAUUCUGGCCCUGUCAGGUGAACUGUAUGACCAAUUCGGUUUGAUAUCACAAGGACAAACAACGGAUUAUGGCACCAUUUUGCUGACUGAACCAAUCACAUAUGGAGUCAAUGUCCAAGACCUUGUUUUGGUUUUUGCUGCAUUUGACCAGACUCAAAUGAGGUGGCACGUAUGCCGUUUCUCCAACCGGAUUGUGGCAAGCUUCACAGGACCAGACACUGCAGUGAAUUUUCUUCGACAGUUUUUCAUGCAGGCACUGACUGCCCAAUCGCUCCAUUUGCUGGGUAGGAAGAUUGUGAAUCAGCCAGGUAGUGACUUGGUCUUCGAACAUUCCAGACUGACAGGAAUUGCUCCGCCCAAUUCUUUCCUCAUAGCAAUUGCCAUUGCAGCUGCCAAGACGCUGAUGGACUGCCUUGAGACCACAGAAGAUGAUGUGGAUGGACGAAACAUCAAUUUCAAGUGGGCUGGAAGACCAGUUUGGAAAGGAAAGAUCCAUGGAAACACAACUCUGGCCACCCUGGAAUGCCUUCUUCGACACUGCCUUGCGCCAUGGGGACAGACACCCACGAUGCGAAUCCUGUGCCAGGGAAAACAACAGUUGCUGGACCACACCAUCCAACAACUUCCCCAAGAUCCAACUAAGGAACAUGUUGUGAUUCAUGCAAUCAUGGCACUGCGAGGUGGAGGCCAAGGAACCAAGGUCCAACAAAGGGCUGUCCAACAGAACGCAUUGGCAAGUACGCUCCUUGAUCAUGGAUUCAACCUUGCUUGGACCACCAAAGCUGUGGACACUGUCAUGGAGAAGUUUGGACUAGGCAAGCUGCAAGCAGUCAAUGCCCAACCGAUGGGAAGUGCCAAGAUCCAGGCAGCAAUGCAAUUAUGCAAGGAUGCAGGAAUCACCAUUCCGGAUCUCCCCAAGCCCAAAUCAGGAAAUGACAUUCCGGGCAACAUUGCCCAAAAAAGAAAGAAAAGAACAUUGGAAUUCAAACUCAAUCCGAGUGAUUACACCUUGGUAGAGGGUUUCUUCACAAGGGAAGAUGGUACCGUCCUGCCACAGGUCAAUCAGAUUGUCCCCCACUCCUGUGGGAUCUGCAUCCAAACGCCAUCGCAGGCUGAGGUCUGGGUCCGAGAAGGACAAAAAAUCAGUGUGGACGAGCUGGGCCUUUUGGUACUUGGACCGAUCACUGUACAUAGCGCAUUGACCUCCGAGGAAAUCACCUUCCCCAGCCUCAACAGUGACCGACAGAUGGUUCUCAUCACGGCAACACUGGUGCAGCUGGGGGCAAAGGCCAUUCAGCACAAGCAAGGUGACCCAAAGCAAGUGCCUUCCGAGACAUGCAGCUUGAUGGCUGUUACCAUGUACAAAGAAGAUUGGCAAACAGAUGACUGGACAGCCAUCACCACCAACCCUGCUGCGAUGGUUCGAAAGUUGCUGGAAAAAGAAGGUUUCAACCGUCUUUUCCUGACGCCCAAGACUCAAGCUGGAAGGUUGAAUGCCAGUUACAAGGUGAUUUGGAUCCCAGGAGACAUCCCAAAGAUCACAUCCCUGUCAACCAAAUGUCAGUCUUGUGUUGGCCUGGUCAGAGGACGACAGGGCAAGGGAUAUGGCUUGCGGUUUCAUGCUGACAAAUACGAUGAUGCCUGGACGACCCUCAUGCCAGGAGUUGCCCAGCCACAGAACAACCCAGGUGACAAGGUUUAUAAAAUCCAAAACCUGCCUUUUGGAUGCACCAAGUUGAUGCUGCAGAACUGGGUCGAGGCAAUGCAAUGGGAUGCAUGCCCAAUCAGGGCCCUGGGCCCACAGACCUGGCUUGUUAGAUCAGCUGAUGACAUACCUCCAGGGAUUCUGAUGUUCAACUCAUCGCCAAUUUUGGCACGCCUUCUGCCACCGAGAGACCAACAGGGGCCAGACAAGAUCUUGUUGGGUCCGAGACCAAAGAUACAGCCACAACAGAAUGGAGAUCCAUGGCACCAAGGUCAAGACCCCUGGGCGAGCUACGGACCAGCAAAAGCUGCCAUGCCAACCUCCUCCAAUGCCCAUGCCCCACAGCAUGGCCCGACAGAGAAAAGACUGUCAGAGCAAGAUGCCAAGAUCGCAACCAUGCAGGCCAGCAUUGAGCAGCUCACUCAGACACAAAAGACACAUGCCAAACAUGUGGAAUCUCACAUCAAGCAGGCGGCACAAAGGGAGCAGGAUAACAUGAACAAAAUGGAUUCUGCACUCAAACAGAUUGAACAAUCCUUUGAUACCGCCAUGACCAGAUCUAUGCACCAAUAUCAGGCAGCUAUGGAUGAAAAGUUUCAAGAGAUCAGAGCCCUCUUCAUGAACAACAAGCGUUCGGCGCCGCCUGAUGAG
Messenger RNA from Cladocopium goreaui, 3315 nucleotides. Lineage: Eukaryota; Dinophyceae; Suessiales; Symbiodiniaceae. The record is from the annotation of a GenBank genome assembly.